Molecule: messenger RNA, 588 nt
Organism: Pipistrellus nathusii (Nathusius's pipistrelle)
Lineage: Eukaryota; Metazoa; Chordata; Mammalia; Chiroptera; Vespertilionidae
Source: the annotation of a GenBank genome assembly
AUGAAUCCUGUUUAUAGUCCUAGUUCAUCUGGAGUUCCCUAUACGAAUGUCAAAGGAAUUGGUUAUCCAGCUGGUUUCCCCAUGAGCUAUGCAGCAGCAGCUCCUGCCUACUCCUCCAACAUGUACCCUGGAGCAAAUCCUACCUUCCAAACAGGUUACACUCCUGGCACACCUUACAAAGUGCCCUGUUCCCCCACCAGUGGGGCAGUGUCACCAUAUUCCUCCUCCCCCAACUCAUACCAGACUGCUAUAUACCCUGUGCGAAGUGUCUACCCCCACCAAACCCCAUAUGCACAGCAAGGUACAUUCUACACACAGCACCUGUAUGCAGCACCCCCUCACGUCAUCCACCACACUACAGUGGUGCAGCCCAACGGUAUGCCGGCGACAAUGUACGCUGCUCCCAUCACUCCUCCGAGAGGCAACGGGGUCACCAUGGGUAUGGUGGCUGGGACCACUAUGGCCAUGUCAGCAGGUACUCUGCUGACUGCCCACUCCCCAACUCCUGUCGCCCCCCAUCCAAUCACUGUGCCCACGUAUCGGGGUCCAGGAACGCCCACCUAUAGCUAUGUGCCCCCUCAGUGGUGA